Messenger RNA from Vicia villosa (hairy vetch), 903 nucleotides. RefSeq lists its product as uncharacterized. NCBI's taxonomy places the organism in Eukaryota, Viridiplantae, Streptophyta, Magnoliopsida, Fabales, Fabaceae. Bases 1 to 903 code for a protein of 300 amino acids. The transcript has a single exon. The record is from RefSeq and is a predicted model, not a curated record.
AUGAUUCACGGACCAUGCGGAUACGCAAACACUUCAUCUCCGUGUAUGAAAAACAAUCAAUGCUCAAAAUUCUUCCCAAAGAAAUUUCAGGCUCGCACUGUUGUUGACCACGAAGGAUAUCCUUUGUACAUGAGAAGAGAUACUGGAAUUACAGUUACGAAAAAGGACGUUGACCUUGAUAAGAGAUUUGUAGUUCCUUAUAAUCCAUAUUCGUUGAAGAAAUUCCAGGCUCACAUCAACAUUGAGUGGUGUAAUCAGGGAACAUCCGUUAAGUAUUUAUUCAAAUAUAUUAACAAAGGAUAUGACCAAAUUACCGCAACUGUAGUUGAUACUACCAAUGAUGGAUCAUCUUUAAAUGGAAAUCUUGAUGAAAUAAAACAAUAUCUUGACUGUAGAUAUGUCUCUCCAAGUGAAGCAUGUUGGAGGAUAUUCUCAUUUCCCAUUCAUGGAAGGUCGCCCGCUGUCGAGAGGUUGUAUUUUCAUCUCGAGGGAGACAAUUGUGUUUACUAUACUGAUUAUGAGUUGAUCGAUGAGGUACUUGAAAAACCAAGUGUGAAAGAGUCUAUGUUUACCGCUUGGAUGGAAGCCAACAAGACAUAUCCAGAGGCAAAAGAUUUGACUUACUCCAAGUUUCUCACAAGAUUUGUGUACGACAAAAGAUACAGACGGUGGAGACCACGCAAAAGAGGUAAUACAGUUGGAAGACUUAUAUGGGUUCCGCCAAGUACAAGUGACUCAUAUGUCACAAGAGACAUUGGCAACCGUCUGAUAUAUGACGAACGUGAUUACAACGUUAAUGACGAAAGAAAAAAUUUCACUGCUCUAUUCAAAGCACUCACAAGCUAUCUUAUAAAAAACUCGAUAUAUAUUUGCAACUCUGUUACGUUAUUUCCCUGGACAUAA